CGUAGUUGCGCCGGCAAAGGUUGGCAGGGGGCGGUUCUUCAGCUGUAGCUAUCGUCCACGUCCUUUGACUCAAGCACGCCGCUUCAGCUGUGGAGGUAGGGCGGGCACUAGGUGGAGGCGUGCACCCCGCCUCCUUCACGUUUUCCACCGUCGUGACGUGCGGCCGUGCCCCCUCACGCCCCUGUGCACCGGGGUCUCCGGGCUUGGUUCCUGGGUCCCGGCUGUCAGAGUUUUUUCGCCAAUCCCGGAAGUGGGCUCGCGCCCUGCGGUUCCUGCUCCCGGGCGGCGACCGUCGCCACGGUGGCGGCCACUGCAUCUCGUCCCACCUCCGCGGCCCUGGGUGCCGUAGUGUCGACGGGCCCCGAGCCUAUGACCGGCCAGGGCCAGUCGGCGUCCGGGUCGUCGGCGUGGAGCACAGUAUUCCGCCACGUCCGGUAUGAGAACCUGGUAGCUGGUGUGAGCGGCGGGGUCUUAUCCAACCUUGCGCUACACCCGCUCGACCUCGUGAAGAUCCGCUUUGCCGUGAGUGAUGGAUUGGAACUGAGACCAAAAUAUAAAGGAAUUUUACAUUGCUUGAGUACCAUUUGGAAACUUGAUGGGCUGCGGGGACUUUAUCAAGGAGUAACUCCAAAUGUUUGGGGUGCAGGUUUAUCCUGGGGACUCUACUUUUUCUUUUACAAUGCCAUCAAAUCAUAUAAAACAGAAGGAAGAGCUGAAAGGUUAGAGGCAACAGAAUACCUCAUCUCAGCUGCUGAAGCUGGAGCCAUGACCCUCUGCAUUACAAACCCAUUAUGGGUAACAAAAACUCGCCUUAUGUUACAGUAUGAAGGUGUUGUUAACUCCUCACAGAGACAAUACAAAGGAAUGUUUGAUGCACUUGUGAAAAUAUAUAAGUAUGAAGGUGUGCGUGGAUUGUAUAAGGGAUUUAUUCCUGGACUGUUUGGAACAUCACAUGGUGCCCUUCAGUUUAUGGCAUAUGAAUUGCUUAAGUUGAAGUACAACCAGCAUAUCAAUAGAUUACCAGAAGCCCAGUUGAGCACAGUAGAAUAUAUAUCUGUGGCUGCACUAUCCAAAAUAUUUGCUGUGGCAGCAACAUACCCAUAUCAAGUUGUGAGAGCCCGUCUUCAGGAUCAGCACAUGUGUUACAAUGGUGUAACGGAUGUAAUUGCAAAGACAUGGAGGAAAGAAGGCAUCGGUGGAUUUUACAAAGGAAUUGCCCCCAAUUUGAUUAGAGUGACUCCAGCCUGCUGUAUUACCUUUGUGGUAUAUGAAAAUGUCUCACAUUUUUUACUUGGCCUUAGAGACAAGAAAGUAAGCUAAAAAAAAAAGUAAUUCCUGUAUAUUUUCCCAAGACAGCAUCAAUCUCCUUUGUGUUUGAGACAUGAAACUCAGAAGAAUGCUGCACAGCAAAAUGGCUUAUAAACAAAAUUUGUCGUUAAUCUUUAGAAGUCAAAGAGCUGCUAAGUCUUCACAAUGUUUCCUGCUUCUUGUCUUCUCCAUAUAUAUGGGACUUGGCUACCUCUGUCUGUCAUGACUGCCUUCUACAUGUUAAAACUGACACCAAGUGUAGAGUUUCAGACAUCUCUCCAUUUCAUUAAGUAGAAACUAAUUUGCAACAUUUGCUAAAUGGAUUGGAGGAAUGUGCCCCUUUUUCAGAAUUUGUUUGCCUGGAUUGACUUUAAAAUUGACCUUGUGCAAUAGCAAGAAAACAGCUUCUUAAAAGAAUGUUUGUUUCAAGGGUAAUUAAACUUUAAGAAUUUACUGAAUAAUGUGUUUAGAAUUUACUGAAUAAGGUUUUUGCCAAAUCCAGAUCAUUUUGAAUGGGGAUAUUUUAGUGAGAAAAGUCCACUGUAAACGUGCUUUAGUUUUAAUUCAUUUGGAACACACUAACUGUAGAAAUUUGAGGAAUUAUGUAAUUCUCUGAGAAAUAUCUAACAUUUUUUUGUCAUUCCAUUGCUUUUUUCCCCCAGUGGCUCUUCCAUAAUUUAAAACAUAAUCCUGGACUCAGUUCUUGGUUUGGGGCAUAAAUACCUAGUGUAGAUUAAAGUCGUAAAAUCUCAACUUCUAGGCUCUGGCAGCCUUUAUUUAGCAUGUAUGGCUGUGAAUCACUUAUGAGAAGUGCUCAGUAGAUUGCCUUUCACAGAUACUGUGUGUUGUUAACAAACUGAAAAGAGGGAAAUUUUAACUUUCUCCUUUAAUGUCCAGAUGUAUGGAUCCAGUUCCCAAUAAAUGAUUAAUCUACAUUGGUCGCUCAAAUUCACAUUGAAGUACAAAUUAUAUUAAUGGCUAUUAUUGAUUUUACUUGUUAAAGUAAUUGUAACUAUCUGUAAGUAUAAAGGCCUACCACAAAAGGCCGACAGAAUAAUACUGAUAUUGUAUUUAUCAUAAACAUCAAUGCGUGCUGUUGCACUACCAUCCACUUGUUGUAAAUAAAAUAUUAUGGUUUUCAGAGCCAUAUUUCUUUGAAAAUAGGUCUAUUUUUUUAUAUUUUGAAAGUGGCAUUGUUUUUAAAAUAAAGAUGAAAUGAUAAGUAUCUAAUUGUAUUUAAUACAUAUAACAUGCAUAGGAAUGUUUUGUAAAUUAAGUAUAGUGUUUUUUCAUACUUCUGGAUUAUAUUGUAACUUAUAUGAAAUCCUGAUAUUAAUACCUAUAUGGAAAGAUAAACUAUAGUUUAUAUUUGGAGUUUUAGAGGUAGCACCAUCAUUUGAAUCUUGCUGUGUACCCACAAAUUUAUAAAACAUAAUUCUUGUCCUCCAAGAGCAUAUAAGCUAACAUAAUAAAAUUUGCAUUAAAUAAGAACAUUAAAUUAAGAACAUGCAGGGACAUUUUUACAAAGAGUUUCUAAAAGUGUUUUGAGAAAAGAGCUCUUACUUCACUCAUUCAACAAUAUUUACCAAGUACCAGUUGCCAGGAGCCAGUUACCAGGCUUCAGAAAUAUAGCAGUAAGUCAGCUGGACAACAUUCCUGCCCUCAGGGGAUUUUCAUUUUAGUAUGAGUCUCGGAAAACAAAUCUAUGUAUAAUUUCUGGUGUUGAAAGCAAAUAAAAUGAAAGCAGAAUUGAGGAUAGUGUUGGCUUCUUAGUAUGGUUGGUGUUGGGCAGGGUGUUUUUGAGGAAGUAAUAUUUGAGAACUUUUAAAAGAAGUGGGAAAGCAAACCACAAGAAAAUAGAGAAAACAUAUUCUAGGCAGAGAGAAUGGGAAUUACAGAGGCCCUGAGGCAGGACUUACCUUGAGUAGAGAAUGAGUGACGAAAGGGGAGGUUGGAGAACUGACUACUACAGCAUUGCAGGAAAGAGUGCAGGCUGGUAAAUCAGACUGGCUUCCAGUUUCAGCCUCCUAAUUUUCUGUUUGACCAAAGGCAAAUCAUUUCACCUGCCUCUUGGUUCCUCAUCUGUGGAAUGAUGUCUUAGAUCAGUUCCUCUAGUAAUGCCUGAGAUGGGGAUUCUUGGGCACAUGACUGAGGGAGUACUCUUAGGAAAAAUCUGUAACAGAAUAAAGAAAACAGAAUAAGGCAGGGAAAGAAGAAUAAAGGCAGUCCUCCAAAUAAGGGUGGAGAGCUGUUGGCAGCCAACCUGUAGCAGCUAGGAUAGGAGUGCACCAGCCCUGUAAAAGGAAUCUAAAUGAGUCACCAGCAGCAUGUGAUACAUAGCCAUAGGAUUAUUGACAGGAUUAAUUGAAUUUAUUCAAAUAAAGAAUUUAACACAGUUCUUGUAAACCUUAACAGAAGCCAGAUCUUGUAGUCUAUGGUAAGAAGUUUAGAUUGUAUGAGAACUCAUUUUGGUGAUUGGAGGAACAAUUAGGAGACAGGCAAGAAGCAGGGAUACUGGUUAAGAAGCUUUCUGGUGUCAAGAGUUGGUGGUAGCUUGGACAUGGUUGAUGGAGUCAGGUGGUGAUUUACAGCUUGAGGGGAACUAGAACAGGGUUCAUGAGAAAACAUUUAAGCAGGACCUUGAAGGAAGAUUAUAAAUGGAACCUCGAGAAAACUAGCAAGCAGGGAGUGGAGGUGGCCUGUCUUGAGCAGUGAGUCGUCAGUAUAAUAAAUAAAAGUGCGAGCUGCAAGCCUGGUCAGUGCAUAACCCUGGGCCUUACUAAUAAACCUAUUGGGGUUUUAUUAGGUAAAAGAGAAAUGAGAGUAAUUAGUACAGAGACAUGGCUAGGGGUGACAGGAAGACCAGUCAGAGAGAAGCAAACUUAAAACAUAUGUUAUCAACCAUGUAAAUAUUUCAGUAGUUUGAACAUUGAUUCGGUUUAUAGAAGUUGAAGACAGGUUGCAAGCAGCUGAGGAAGUGAGCAAACUGUGAGGAUGUAAUUUACCAUGGACUCUUCUUUCUGGGAUUUCAGCAGAUGAAGGAAAAGUAAAAGAACUUUAUCAUGAAAAAGUACUGUAAGUCUAGGAAGGGCUGGAAGUAGGAGAGGUUGGCAAGGGAAAAACCAGAAUAUGACUAUAGAGAACUCUAAAAGAAGCCAAAAAAUAAACAAGCUAUGUGCCAGAGACCCAUGAUGAAAGACCCAAAGUGAUGGGUUUCAGGCUUUAUAAAGAAGUCCCUUUGAUUUCAAUAUGUUUUUGUGGUCUGACAAUAAUUACGUCAUGUUUUUUAAACAGCACACUAUAUAAUAGGGAUAUCAACUAAAAAGUAUAUUUGAUUUCAGAAGUCAUCAGUUAGGUUUUCUUUUUUGUUAAAUUUGUUUUGGAGUUGUAGUUGGACAGAAUGCCGUUAUUUUAUUUGUUUAUUUUUAUGUGGUGCUAAGGAUCAAACCCAAUGCCUCAUACAUGCUAGGCAAAGUGCUCUGCCACUGAGCUACAACCCCAGCCCAGGUUUUCUUUUGAAUGUGAAUCCCACGAAAAGUCCUCCAGAUAAAAUAUGUAUUAUUACCACUUUUGUAGCAAAUUCUCUGUAGUGGUUAUUGAAAUAAAUGUAAUACUGCGAAAUGA
Sciurus carolinensis (gray squirrel) is the source of this 4932-nucleotide messenger RNA. It is a transcript of the gene Slc25a32, whose product is annotated as solute carrier family 25 member 32. Gene Ontology annotation, cellular component: mitochondrion. The record is from RefSeq and is a predicted model, not a curated record. The coding region runs from base 370 to 1320 and encodes 316 amino acids. The transcript has 7 exons. Gene Ontology annotation, biological process: nucleotide transport; folate import into mitochondrion. NCBI's taxonomy places the organism in Eukaryota, Metazoa, Chordata, Mammalia, Rodentia, Sciuridae. Gene Ontology annotation, molecular function: FAD transmembrane transporter activity; folic acid transmembrane transporter activity.